Molecule: messenger RNA, 1686 nt
Organism: Lathyrus sativus (Indian pea)
Lineage: Eukaryota; Viridiplantae; Streptophyta; Magnoliopsida; Fabales; Fabaceae
Source: the annotation of a GenBank genome assembly
AUGGGGCAUAGACACAUAUAUAAUGCAUCAUCUCCAAUGUUUGAGGGUGAAGCUGACCAAAAUUGGAAUCACAUGCAUACUGAUCAACAUCAUGUGAACCAUGAGGGGACUAGCUCUUCAGAAAAUGGUUCUUUUAUUUAUCCUGUGGAAAAUAUAUCUAUAGAUAAUAUUUAUUUCCCCUCUCAUUGGAACUCUAACUCAAGAUCAAAUGGAUAUGCAUCCUCAGGCUCCAGCAUUGAAGUGCCUCCUCCUCCUCCACCACCUCUUCCUCAGCAAUUGGACACAGCAGGCACUUCUAACGAUCAUUUUAUGCAUACAUCUAAUGCUGGACCUUUCUUUGCAGUAUCUGAAAAUUAUGUACACCCGCCUCCGUCUUCUUCCAAUUAUGACAGACAUGCAUAUCAUGUUGAUAAUGGUUUUAUUGAUCUUACAAUGGGAAGUGGACGGGGGCAUCACAAGAGGAAGAGCCCUGGAAUUCCUUCAGUUUACGAGAGAGGCAGUUCAAGUGGAUAUUUUAAUGCUGGGAGCUCAACCGAUCUUCCUACACCUCCAGAAUCAUGGCCAGAGAAACCAAAUAUGAAUUCUCAAUAUAUGCCAUGGGAUCAUGUUGCUAUGACACCCACAUUUAGAGGUGCUGGCCUCACAAUGAAGGGUGAGAGUUCUGUACGGAAUGUAAGGAGCCGUUCUGCACUUGAUUUGGAAUCCAACCUGCCUAGGACCCAUCUAUCAAUUAACCAUUCACUCAACUCUUACCUUACUGCCUCACCAUUCGGCCAUUGUAGCUUGGCGGAUCUUUCAGCUCAGGUUACUACCCCUUUGACAAGGGAUUGGAGCCAAAUGAAUGUAACUCCUGCUAAUGGAAGAGGGUUAUUACCAGAUUCUAGUACUUCUGGUCUUGAGACAAGUCACUUCCCUGUUGGAAACGCUGCUGCUGCUAGUAAUGCACCUGUAGAUGUUGGAAGCUUCCAUCAUGAAUUUAGUACAAGCAGAAAUCCUACUACUGCUCAAAGUUUUCAAAAUUUGACUCAAACUGCUAGGGGAACUCGAAGUAAUUACUCUCAGAGAUCCACUCCAGCUUUUAGGGCUUCUUCAAACUUGCGCUUGGGACAGGCGGCGCCUUCAGAUAUUGGAUUGCCUAUGGUAGCUGAAGGUUACUCUUCUAGACAUCCAAGGCCAUUGGCCACUGUUGGCUGGCGGAAUGGUGACAGAAAUGGAAGGUCUAGAAUUUCCAGUGAAAGAUAUAGAUCAUUGGCCGAUGAGGCUGGUCUCCAUGCAAGAUUUUCCUCUGAGGUACCGGGCUUCAUGAUUGUUGAGCGUGCUUCACUGUAUGGCUCUAGGAAUAUACUUGAUCAGCACAGAGACAUGAGAAUGGACGUAGAUAACAUGAGCUACGAGGAACUUCUUGCACUUGGGGAGAGGAUUGGCCAGGUGAAUACAGGAUUGUCUGAGGAUGUGCUUUCCAAGUGUUUGACAGAAACAAUAUAUUGUUCAUCUGACCAAUGCCAGGAGGAUGAAGGAAGCUGUGUGAUCUGUCUGGAAGAGUACAAGAAUAUGGACGAUGUUGGGACACUUAAAACUUGUGGACAUGACUAUCAUGUGAGCUGCAUUAAAAAGUGGUUAUCUAUGAAGAAACUAUGUCCUAUCUGCAAAUCUUCUGUUUUGCCUGAGGAUAAGAAGGAUAAAUAA